AUGGUAGGUUCUCAUGUUUACUUGCUCCUUGUAGAUUGGAGGAAAGAAGAAUUCAAAGCUGCAAAUGUUACCCUGGAUGCAGAAACGGCUCAUCCUGCCCUCCUCCUGUCUGAAGAAGGGAGACGAGUUUCCUGGCAAGCAAGGUGUCAAGAUCUUCCUAGCUCCCCACAGAGAUUCACCUCCAUCCCCUGUGUGCUGGGUCAAUUGCACAUCAUCUCAGGGAGAUACUUCUGGGAAGUAGAGUUUGGGGACCCCUGUUCCUGGGACCUGGGAGUUUGUAGGGAUAACAUAACAAGGACGGGGAGGGUUAUAAUGUCCCCACAGAAUGGUUUCUGGGCCAUUAGGUUCUAUGAGGGGGAGUAUUGGGCCCUCACCUCCCCAGAAACCCAUCUUACUCUAAGAGAAAAACCCUUUAUUGUGGGGGUAUUUCUGGAUUAUGAGGCUGGAGAUGUAUCUUUCUAUAAUAUGACAGAUGGAUCCCACAUCUUCACCUUUCCCCAGAACACAUUCUAUGGUGUCCUAAGACCACUUUUCAGACUUUGGUCCUCUGAGUCAAGCUUUCUAACCAUCUGUCCAGGUGAAGGAGAAUGUGCUGAUGUUGUAAUUCAUAUGUCUACCCCCCAUGAGAAAUGA
Messenger RNA from Rangifer tarandus platyrhynchus (Svalbard reindeer), 633 nucleotides. NCBI's taxonomy places the organism in Eukaryota, Metazoa, Chordata, Mammalia, Artiodactyla, Cervidae. The record is from the annotation of a GenBank genome assembly.